UUCAUGCAGUUGAGGGAAGAAAAGUGGUCAUUUGUUUGUUGCACUAUAUGAAUGGAGCUUUGAAAUAACUUUUGUGAAAGCAGAAUGUAUUUGGAUUUUGUUUUCCUUUUGCUGAACAGUGAGGAAUAAAAAAACAACAAGAAGACUUACAUCAACAAUUAAACAUAAGAUAAAGUCCCUUAGGGGUACCAUUGUACAAGGUCAUGGAAACAGACACAAGUUCAAGUAUUAAAAAUGGGUCAUUGGAAUUUAAAAAUCGCAUCAAGAAUGGAAAAAUAAACAUGGACAUAUGGAAAAACUGGGACGUGGACAAAAAUGCCACUGCGGCAAUUUGUGAACGUUUCCGUGACGAAUGCACAGAGAAGGUGAAGAGAGACAUAGAGGAAUAUUUUGAUGCGUUCAUCUCCGAUGUGGGUCUCAUUAACCAGGCUGAGAAUGUGGAAAACAUAAAGUACUCCCUCAACUCCAGCAACCUCUGCACGAAUAUCUACAAGGAGAACACAGACUACCUCCUAAAGAAGGAGCGCGGGGAGCUUCCAGACAAGGAAUUUGUUACACGACACUCUGUACUGACGGACCUUUUUGAGAUCAGUCACAUCAGGAGUAUCUACCAUGUGUUUGUUGCCAUCCUCAUCAUCUUCUCCCUCAACACGUUCAUCAUGGAUAUCCUCGAAAAAGGAUCAUUAGGCCUGGAUUUCGGUCUAAUCCAAUGGGGUCUUGGCAAGUUCCCGAGGGUUGUGUCCUGCUGGCUGUGGAUGCAGCUCAGCACGCUUAUCGUAGUGUAUCCAGGCUUCUACUACUGGAGCGUGUAUCGAUCCUACGGGAAACCUGGCAUACUGGACUAUCUGGGACUGCUGGCCUACAUUGCAUACCAGUGUGCCUUUAUGGUCCUGCCCGUACUGUUCAUCGUUGAGCACGAGAUUCCACCUGCUUCAGCAGUUAUCAUCACCACAGAGCAGCUACGCUUUAUGAUGAAAUCCCACGCAUUCGUGAGAGAAAAUUUCCCAAAAGUAUUAGCAUUUAAAAAAGAAGACAACAAAGAUCAUGACAGAAGUGACCUGUGUCCAAAUUUCUCCAAAUAUCUGUACUUCCUUUUUGCACCGACUCUUGUCUACCGAGACAACUACCCAAGAACUGCUUCAAUAAGAUGGGGCUACGUGGUGAGCAACUUCGCCCAGGUAGUGGCCUGUCUUCUCUACACGUACUACAUAUUCGAGAGGUUCUGCGUGCCGGUGUUCCGAAACUUCAACCAGGACCACGUGAGCGCGAACCUCUUCCUCAAGUCCAUGUUUAGUUGUAUGCUGCCUGGAACAUUGACGCUGCUUAUAGGUUUCUUUGCAAUUCUUCAUUCCUGGUUGAAUGCCUUUGCAGAGAUGUUGACAUUUGCUGAUCGAAUGUUUUAUAAGGAUUGGUGGAACAUGACUUCAUUUGCCAGCUACUACCGUACUUGGAACAUUGUGGUGCACGACUGGCUGUACACAUACGUCUACAGAGACUGCUGCAAGGUGUUUGGCCCCAAGUAUCGUGGGUUGUCCAUGGCGUCUGUAUUCUUGCUUUCUGCAGUGUUCCACGAGUACGUCCUCAUCAUGGCCCUAGGCUUUUUCUACCCAGUGCUGUUUGUGCUGUUUAUGGGAGCAGGAUUUGGACUGAUAUUCGUGAAGGGCUCGUACCGCUUGUGGAAUAUCUUUCUAUGGCUGGCGUUGUUCAUGGGGAUGGGGGUGCUGCUGUGUCUAUACAACAUGGAGUGGUUCGCCAGGCAGAACUGCCCCAAAAACUCGGAUGAUUUUAUGGACUAUCUGAUACCACGAUCUUGGACCUGCAACUUUAACGCGCUGAAAUCCUCUACGCAGACUUAGACCCAUCUGGAAAUGAUCUAUCCAGCAUGCACAACAUAUGGACCACGCUCUAUGGAAAGGCGGUUAAAUGCUAUUUCGUAAAGUGUCAUCCCAGAUUAGCCUGUGCAGUUUGCAUAGGCUAAUCAGGGAGGACAAUUUCCAUUUUUAUUAAACUGUUUUUUUAAAGGGAGACACUUUUUGACAAAAAUCCAGUUUAAGCGAAAGUGUCGUCCCUGAUUAGCAUGUGUGCAGACUGCACGGGCUAAUCUGGGACAACACUUAACACACAUGCAUUAAACCCCCUUUUUUUCAGAGCAAGGCUCAUAUAUACAUAUAGAACAAUAUUUGUAUAGAGUUUAUUUCAUAUUUUUAUUAGAACUAUUCUCAGAUUAUAACAGGUAUUUGUUGCAAUGUGAGAGUGUGGUAUACAUGUAUGUGCGCUUGUACAUAUAUUUGUGAGUGUAUUAUAGAGAAUGUGUAUAUUACGAAUGUUUUGAAUUUGCAUAUUGGUUUUAGUUUGAUUUUAUUUGUAUAAAUUAUCUAACUAAUGUGAUUGAGAGAUUGUAUUAGCGAUUUUUGUAUUAUUUUGCAGAUCAGUAUUUUGGAAGCCAUAAUACUUAAAUUUUAUGUUCAACAUUGUUGACUUUUGUUAAUUUAAACAGCUGUCAAUUUGAUGCAAACAUUUGUAGUGGUCGUUACAUUUCUUGUCAUUUGUUUUUAUAGAAACAAUCAUGGCUGCUAGUCAAGGAUUUGAGAUGUUUUUUUACUUUAUGGCUCAGACUUUACAGUGUUUGUUUUUUCACCAUUUUGAGAAUUGCACCGGGUCUCUUUGGAUUGGGAAAAAUCGGGUCGUUUCGGCUUAAAUUGGGAAAUUAUUGUUCCUGUCUUUUUAUGUUCCCCAAAAAAAUUUGGGGGGAAGCAUAUAGUCGCCGCUUCGUCUGUCCGUCCGUGUGUCCGUCCGUGCUCAAUUUUUGUCCGGGCUAUUUCUCAGUAACUAAUGACCGGAAUUCAAUGAAACUUUAUGGGAAGCUUCACUACCAAGAGGAGAUGUGCAUAUUAUCAGCCGGUUCUCGUCGGAUGAUUUUUCAUAGAGUUAUGGCCCUUUGAAAUUUUUCAUUAACUGUACAUAUAGUGCAAUUCUUGUCCGGACUAUUUCUCAGCAACUAAUGACCGGAAUUCAAUGAAACUUUAUGGAAAGCUUCACUACCAAGAGGAAAUGUGCAUAAUAUCAGCAGGUUCUGGUUGGAUGAUUUUUCACAGAGUUAUGGCCCUUUGAAAUUUUAUAUAUAAAAAUUCUUGUCCCCCCAACUACUGUGCCCUCAAGACGUUGGCUUUUAUCUGAAUAUAUAGUGCAAUAUUGUGACAAAAAAAACCUUUGGGGAGCAUCACCCGUCUCCGACUGUUUCUUGUUCACAGAGUUAUGGCCCUUGUUACUAAUGUUUAACUUAUAGAGCUUGAUGGGAGGCAAACUAAAUGUUGAGAUGUAUUUAUAAAAUCGGGACAACAUACUUUGAAUCGCCAUAGAUGUCUGUCCAUCUGUCUGUUCUUAUAAAGAAACUUGUGGAAAUAGUUUUACGCUUUUCGAUGUUCAGCAUUCAAACAUGCAUGAAAUCCUUGUAACGAUGUGAAGUUUUAAAUGUGCCAUGUUUAUCAUUCUUCAUUCAAAAUUAUAACAGUGAUGCUUCCAUAUAUAACUUGUUAUUGAGCCGUGCUCUGUGAAAAAGGGGUUUAAUGCAUGUGCGUAAAGUGUCGUCCCAGAUUAGCCUGUCCAGUUUGUGCAAGCUAAUCAGGGAUGACAUUUUCUGCAUAAACUUGAUUUUUGCUAAGAAGAGACUUUCUUGAAAUGAAAAAUAUCAUAAAAGCGGAAAGUGUUUUGCCUGAUAAGCCUGUGCGGACUGCACAGGCUUAUCUGGGACAACACUUUUCACAAAUGAAUUUAACCCCUUUUUCACAGAGCACAGUCCAAUUUUAUUGUUACAACUAGGAACAUAUUACAACUUACAAUGCCUGGGGAUAUUUGUUGUUUUUGUGUUCAUCUCUUGUUUGUGUUUAUUGCAGCAGUAAAUGGUAUAGGUCCUCAAAGCUCUGCUUAAUAAACCUUGACCUUUAUCAACCUAAGAGCUAGUCUCUUGAAUAAAACAUACUAAAUGCAAGUUCAUACAGUUUUCUGCAGAGGAUAUAAAUCUACUACAGUAGAUUCCACUUAAUUGAAUAUCUGAUAAUCGAAUAAUUCGGUUAAUGGAAUAAAAAUUGAAAACACCAAACCAUUUGCAUCUCUUCCCGUUGAAAAAACGCCACAUAUUCUGAUAGCAAAUAUGGCGUAUUUUGGUUAAUUGAAUGGACGUGACAAAUGGGCUAUUCAAUUAAGCGAAAUCUACUGUACUACACUUUCUGCCUUGAUUGGAUUUUUGUUUAGAAGAGAAUUCCUAUAAAUGAAAAAAUCCAUAGAAAUGGAAAGUGUCACCCCUAAUUAGCCUGCACAGACUGCACCUUCCAAUCUGGGACCACCCUUAAUUCACAUGCAUUUAGCACGACCCAUAUAUAUUUUGUUAUACAUGUAUUUGUCUAUUUUUACCUCACAAGGUGCUAAGGCAUGCAGAGCUUUUGUGAUCUCCUUUUGUCAUUCAUAGUUAACAUGUAUCUUAUGAACUCACUAUGAGUCAAAUUUAUUUGCCUUAUUUUCAUGACGUUUUAAACUAGGUCAUUUGGGGGUAAAAAGAAGGUCAUUAAGUCAAAUUGAAAAAAAAUCACAGGUCACAAAGGUGUAGGAGAUAUGGUGUCUGCCUAGCGAUCAGGAAAUCACGGGUUCGAUCCCAACUGUUGGUGCGUUCUUUACAUCUCCCCCAGACACACCAAUUACUGGUUCUAGUCACAGGAAACGGACUCGAGAGCGUUUCAAAUAACCCUUAGGCUUUCUAUGCAAUCGAGCUUAAAUAAAUAGGUUUAAAGUAAAUUUAAAAACAAGCUUGUCAAAAUUUUAGAAGUCAUUUACCACUCAAAACGAAACUUGCACAAAACAUUUUUCAUAAUAGUUUGUCUGAGUAGUUCACUUGGUCAAUGUUAAUAAAACUUGUUAAAACUUGAAUCAGGAUUGUUGAAUUUUGACAAACAGGCAUAAAGUUGUAUGAGCGGUCUAAUGAGGGUAUUUUCUGUAUAUAUUGUGCAAAAAUCGAAUUAUGUACUCAAUUGUGAUUGCAAUUUAAUUUAUUUUUGAAAUAAUUUUUAUUUAUAUGUCUUCAUUAAUAGAAUUUUAUAAGGACUAUAAGAUUCAUUUUUUUCCAUUUUUGAACAAAAAAGUACAAAGUGCCAUAUUAAAUGUCUUCCUAAAUUGUUCAAAUAUAUUUUUGAAUAUUGAAAUCAUUAAAUCUGCUUUAAAUUCUGUAUUCAUUAAUUGCAGAAACACAAUGUCCUUGUAUAUGUACUUCAAUCUGUACAUUUAAAGAAUAUUUAAAGAAUACAAGUGUUUGCAAAGUAUCAAGCAAACUAUUGUAUGAUGAAAUUUUUGACCCAAUUGAAAUGAUUUUAUUAACUUUUGGGACAAAUUAUGUGUGCAAUAAACUUUAUUUUCGUCUUGGACUUGUUCUCAUUAACCAGGGCACGUAUUCACAAAUGUUUUAAGUCUAAAUUAUAGCCUCGGACUUAUAUUUCCCAAAUUAAAAAAUCAAUUUUUUAGAGAUAUAAAAUAAUUUUAAAUGAAUGCAAAGUGACUUUCUGUAGUUCUCUUUAUAUUAAAUGUGAUUGUUUUAUUAUACGAAUUAUGGAUAAAACGAUAUUUCGAUUUAUUGUUUAAAUCUGAGUCUAUAAUUUAGACUUGAAACAUUGAUUUCGAGUACAGGCUUAACAAAGUUAAAAUACUGUAUACAAGUAGUUAUUAUUGAAAUGUUUUAUUUGUGGUAAAUAAUAAAAAUGCCCAACAUCCAUGGGUGAAUUCAUA
Molecule: messenger RNA, 5769 nt
Organism: Dreissena polymorpha
Lineage: Eukaryota; Metazoa; Mollusca; Bivalvia; Myida; Dreissenidae
Product: sterol O-acyltransferase 1-like
Exons: 16
Coding region: 204-1856 (550 amino acids)
Biological process (GO): cholesterol metabolic process
Cellular component (GO): endoplasmic reticulum membrane
Source: RefSeq, a predicted model, not a curated record